Babesia microti strain RI is the source of this 543-nucleotide messenger RNA. RefSeq lists its product as hypothetical. The transcript is spliced from 4 exons. Gene Ontology annotation, cellular component: cytosol. Gene Ontology annotation, molecular function: RNA binding. NCBI's taxonomy places the organism in Eukaryota, Apicomplexa, Aconoidasida, Piroplasmida, Babesiidae. The coding region runs from base 1 to 543 and encodes 180 amino acids. The record is from RefSeq and is a predicted model, not a curated record.
AUGAGUUCCCGUGGCAGAGGAGGGUUUAAGAAAUAUAAACCUAGAGGCCGUAGGAGAUUCGCUACAGAUGAUGAAGUUAUAGCUAGGAAUGAGCAAAAGAGUGCUUCCGAAGAAUCCAGCCCUGUUGAGGAGUCUAUUCACACAGACUCAUCAGAUUCAGAUUCUUCAGUUGGCGAUAACAAUAGAAAAGGUAUACCCCAGUUGAUUGAUAAAUUCAAUCCUAAUCACCAAAAAUUGAAUGUAGAAAAGACAGGUGUAAUUGAGCUUAGCCGGAGGGAGAGGGAGGAACUAGAGAGGCAGAGGAGAGAAAGGAUUCAACAUAAACUCCAUAUGCAAUGUAAAACUAAGGCUGAUCAAGAAAAUCUGGCUAGACUUGCUGAGAUUAGGAAAAGGCGAGAGGAAGCAGCGAAGGCUAGGAAUGCAUCAAAAUCAGACAAGAAUGCAGAGGAUCCCAAAGAAUCUAAUUUAACCAAAAAUUUCAAAAAUUGUCCCACAAUAAUGCGUAAUUUGGAGGAGGAUUUUGACUUUCUCUCCCUUAAUUAA